Suillus bovinus is the source of this 1393-nucleotide messenger RNA. RefSeq lists its product as uncharacterized. The record is from RefSeq and is a predicted model, not a curated record. Bases 261 to 1208 code for a protein of 315 amino acids. The transcript has 17 exons. NCBI's taxonomy places the organism in Eukaryota, Fungi, Basidiomycota, Agaricomycetes, Boletales, Suillaceae.
CCAUUGUGAGAAAAUCGUUGCACCAAGACCCUAGAAGAGGGUCCUGGAAUACUUUGGUGACCCUUGCAUUUUGUAACAAACUCGUCAUAAUUUUCUGCGUCGACCCUGCUUCUCACGCUCAAGCCACCAAGAUGCUCUGCACUACUUCUACGAAUGUACAUUCUCUGGCUCUUACGGAGUGUGAAGACAUCAUGAAUUUUGAGUGCUUCUAUCACACGAUUAACAAAUAAGUACUCCACAGCAACUCCACAGGGUUGAAAAUGUUGAUGUGGGAGACUUGUAUAUUUUCUAAUGAACAGGCUGUCAUUCCCCCGACGCCCUCAACACAUAUCUACCAUAUCUACCCAAUUCUCGCUAUGGUGGACUGGAACGAUCCUGACCUCGAAGCGAAAUUGGUGGUACUUUCAAUACAGUCGUUGUAUGCCAUCCUCGGCUUAUAUAGCUGGGAAUAUAUACGCUCUUCACAUGUGGAGAUAGCACUGCUUCGGAGGCAACUUCCAUUUCGAUGGCCUUUAUUCUCGUACACUGCAGCCAGAUUCAGCUUCCUGAUCGCGACAGUCUUACUUGCGGCGCAAUUUAGUCCCUUUCGCACAAGCGUUAAUUGUCAGAGCAUGAAUUCCAUCACCAUAUUUGCGAAAAACGCCGCCAUCGGUUUCUCCACAACAAAUCUGAUGAUCAGGACAUGGAUCAUCUGGAAAACUAGUUACUUGCUGCGCCUCUUGUUAGUGCUAUUCUCACUAGGUCAUUGGACAAUGCUCACUCUCUUCCUUGCAACCACUCAUGCAUCCACCAGCAAUGGGGUGUGUAUAAUCAGUUUUGUCAAACGCGCAUAUACUAGUGCAGUGGUCAUAUAUGGCAUGUUGUAUGGUUUGGCCCUUUUGGUUCUUACCGUUAUUGGACUUUUGAGGAUGCCAUCAUCUUCUACGCUAUGGAAGACACUUGUGAAACAAGGGGUGAUAUAUUUCAUCCUCAAUUUAAUAGCAAACCUUACACUACUGACCCUGAAUCGUUUAAGCCUGAAUCCUAUCAUGGAUGCUGUUUUCUCAACGCCUGCCGCAUGCAUCUGCACGAUUGCAUCUAGCCAAGUGGUCCUCUCGCUCAUCCGUCCUUCGGUCGAUUUUGAAAGUGACAGCCCCUCGUCGGCUAAAGUGCCUCCGCUGACGAGUGAGUUCGCCCUUUCAGGGUUCCAGUCCACGGCUGAAGCCUAAGAAUGUAUUUGUUUAGAAUUAGUUCUCAGUUACUAUGCCGGCCCUAUAUAAUUUCAUGAGAGGAUUCAUACUUCAGCUUCGACGUAUGGUGGUGCAUCUUGAACCUAUCUAUUUAUCUUGUCCCUAUGAUGCACAACUCAGAGUUUUCGUUGUGCCAGCGCUGAGCGUUCGCAAGUUCAAUGGAA